AUGUGGCUUCAAUUCCUUCUGCUCGCCUUCGUCGUCGGCCUUGGCUUCAGCGUCUUUUUGUACCACAUCAACAGCGUCUUGUCCACCACUCCGGAAGAGGUCGCAAAGAUCGCGGGCAAACCUUGGACAGACGAGGUCAUUCGAGAAGCCUACGAGAAAUGCCGCAAGAGCAGACCCGACUUCAAGAAAUAUCUGCCGCCGAAGCAGGAUAGACGAUAUAUCGUGUUCGGAGGAUCAGGUCUCGUCGGCGGCUGGAUGGUCGAGCACUUGAUCAUGCGAGGUCAGAACCCUGCUGCCAUCCGCAUUGUCGACCUCCAGCCUCCCUGCCGAGAGUUGGCCGUCACAAACAACGUCCCGCACUUCAAGGCCGAUGUCACAGAUCGUGCCGCCGUCGAAAAGGUUUUCAAUGCUCCCUGGCCAGCCGAAUUCGCCAAUCUGCCACUGACGGUCUUUCACACCGUCGCCUACAUUCAUGCCGGCUAUGGCAAAGCAGACUUCCUUGACACCUUCAUGAAAGUGAAUGUCGAAGGCACAAGAAACGUGCUCGAGGCUGCUCGGGCGGCUGGAUGCGACAUCUUUAUCGCCACCUCAUCUGGCAGCAUAGGCAUCAGACCCGCUAAUUUCCUCUUUCCACCAUGGCAGAAAUAUCCCAGAAACUUCGUCCAGAUAUCGGAGAACGCAGACCCUCCGUCGCUGGACAAAGUGGAAAACUUUGCAGGCUGUUAUGCCUAUUCGAAAGCAUUGGCUGAGAAGUUGGUAACCGACGCCGAUGACAUGAAAGCAGGGUUUAGAACCGGUGCCAUCAGACCGGGGCACGCCAUCUACGGACAUGGAGCCGAAAAUCGGAAUUCUGUCGUCUACGACUAUUUGAGACGAGGCGGUCUUCCAACCUGGCUUUACCCGCUUGUCCUUCAAUAUGUCUCUGCGCAGAACGUCUCUCUAGCUCACCUCUUGUAUGAAGCACGUCUGCUCGAGGGCCGGGACGUCGGUGGCAACGCCUACUGUGUCAGCGAUCCUGGCCCACCGUUUCGGUACACAGACCUGUUCCGCUUGCUGAGCACGCUGGCUCACCCCAAAACGCCCAUGCAUUUCACCCCGGUCCCCGGUGUGCUGCUUGUCUUGGUUGCGCACCUCCUGGAAGGGUAUAUCGUGCUGCAGCGUCGACACCUUAACUUCCUGCCUGCGGUGACAAAUUACGAACUCACCAUGCUCCAGCCUGCCGUGUUCAAUUACUCCACUCUAUACAUCAUCUACGACGAUUCCCGUGCGAGGAAGGAACUGGGUUACAAUCCAGGACACACCACUCUCGAGGGAUUGUGCCUGCACGUGCUGGAGUGGAACGAGAAAGUGGACGCGAAGCUGAAGACGGAAGGCAAAGUGCCCGACGAAGCGAAUACUCUGGAAAAGAACGUGCCUGUAGCGCCCAAGGGGGCUGCCAUCUGA
Cladophialophora carrionii CBS 160.54 is the source of this 1443-nucleotide messenger RNA. RefSeq lists its product as uncharacterized. The coding region runs from base 1 to 1443 and encodes 480 amino acids. The transcript has 3 exons. Gene Ontology annotation, cellular component: endoplasmic reticulum. Gene Ontology annotation, biological process: ergosterol biosynthetic process. Gene Ontology annotation, molecular function: 3-beta-hydroxysteroid dehydrogenase [NAD(P)+]/C4-decarboxylase activity; 3-beta-hydroxy-Delta5-steroid dehydrogenase (NAD+) activity. NCBI's taxonomy places the organism in Eukaryota, Fungi, Ascomycota, Eurotiomycetes, Chaetothyriales, Herpotrichiellaceae. The record is from RefSeq and is a predicted model, not a curated record.